CCGGAAGAAGACAGAGGGACCAUUUCAAAUGAUCUUUUCAUUUUGACAGCUAGGGGUCGACAGAUGCGAUAUUCACAAUGACUUCAUAUGGUCUCCUAGAUGAUGCUGCAAGCCCUAAUCUGCCUAUUCUUUCACCUGAACCAGAUCGGCCUUCACUCCAUCAGGGCAGUUCCCUGGAGAAGAAAUCAGACUUCAACAUUCUAGAGAAAUUGAAGCAUUUGAGAGAUGAAAAGAAAUUUUGCGAUGUGGUCCUGGAGGUGCGAGGUGUGAAAUUUGUUGCUCAUAAAAAUGUCUUGGCAUCUUGGAGCCCAAAGUUUGCUGCAAAAUUGUUCAGCGAUAAUCCAAAUGUUUAUAAAGACUACAUUCUUGUGUGCUAUGACAACAGUGAAGUGUUCUCGGACUUGUUAGACUUCAUGUACAAUGGAUAUGUUGCUCCGAGAGAAACUAACUUCCUCCAGCUGCUUCACUUAGCCGUGAGCUUCCAAAUUGAAACACUGAAAAAUUAUUGUGAAGAGUUCCUUCGGUGCAACUUACACUUGGGUAAUUUUGUCAGCACAUAUUUCUUAAGUCGCAAAUUCAAACUGGACACAUUAGAAGAGUACAUUGUGGGCUUUUUGCAGUUAAAUCUUUCAGAUACGGUCAAACAGCCAGAGUUUCUGUCUCUGAAGGCUGAAAAAUUCAACACUUUCCUGUCCGAAGGAUGUAUGAAGAAGAUCAAGCCAGAAAUCAAACUUUUCCUCAUUAUCAGUUGGGUAGGUUAUGAUGUUCAGGAAAGGGAGAAAUACCUUGUGGUUCUACUUGGUCACAUCAACUGGUGCACUGUUGCCAAUGACUUCCUUCUUGAAAUCAACCGCACUGAAAACUUUUUCACCUCUCACGAGUCAAGCCUCUACUUGCUGCUACAGACCUUGUACAGUGCUGGAAUUCCUUUAGGGCCCUACAAAAAUGUGUUCCCUAGGUUACGGGAUACUCAUUCAGCCAUUCUUAAAGAAGUUGUUCAUACUAGCCUUUUAAAGCUUGACACAGAAACCUUCUGCCCAGUUACAAUAACUGUUAAAGAAAGGCCACAUCAUAGGGAUGCAUGUGUCAGUACUAAUGUAAGAUCGCUGCCUUGUGUUUUUAGAGAUGCUGCAAUAAACACAAAUGUAAACAGUCUGCAUUUCCAGGAGUCUGAAUGUCAUGGUUCUGAGGAAAAUCAGACAUUUACAAACAGAAAUCAAGAAGUACCUGUCUACACACAAGAAGCCAAAUAUGAUCAAUUUGAAACUCUAGGAGAAUUCAUUGAAGCAGAAAUCCAUGAAAUUAAACUGAGAGAGUCGCAGGCAAAAAUGUCCUUUGAAAAUCACCUAGAGACAAAAAAACCGAGUGUAAUCUCCACAAUAGAAGCCAGCAAACCAAAACAGCCUCUCAAAAAACAUAGAUCAGUUAGUCAGGAUCAUGCUUUUUUUAAACGGGUUAAAAUGGACGAAAUUAGUGGACAAUUCAAUAUGGAAACAAGAAAAAGUCAAAGAACAAUUGUACAAGAGAAACAAUCUAUAGUAGUUGAAAAUUUUGAAGUACUUCAUGAGCAAGACACUAAUCCCAAAGAUAAUUAUGACAUUAAUAGUGACCAAACUCACCUAACUCAUUUUAAUGCUGAAGUAAGUGAGGCUGUAAAUAAAGAAGAUGCACUAGAUGAAGAAAUUCAAGAUAAUACUGGAAAUAAAGUCAAACCAAAUCAAACAGUGGCGAAAAAUAACUCAAGGGAGUGCAAGAAAGAGGUUUCUGAAAAAGAGGUUAAACAGCUGAUAUGCCAGUAUGAAAACUGUGCUUAUAUCACCAAGUACGCACAGAGAAUGGAGAAGCAUAUCAAGACAGUGCAUGAAACCACGUUUGAGCUGCAAUGCAACCUGUGUCAAUUUGAAACGAAAGAAGUGAGGAAGUACAAUGCGCACAUGAAAACCCAUUUUCCAGGACCGCCAUUCAAGUGCGACUAUCCGCGAUGUACGUACAGCCACGAGAAGAUCCAGACCAUGCUUAUUCACAGACUCGUACAUACAGAUGAUAGGCCCUUCACCUGUGACUGUGGAAUGAGGUUUAGAACCAAUAACACUCUCAUUGCUCACAAGAAAACACAUUUAGGUGUGAAGGCAUACAAAUGCCCGGAGUGUGAUGUCUCGUUUGCCACACGGAAUACCCUGAACCAACACAUGGUCACCCAUAGCGAUGUGCGCCCCUACCUCUGUGACCUGUGUGGGUUUUCAACCAAGUUUCAGUCGCACCUGAUUGCACAUAAACGUAUACAUACUGGGGAGGUGUUCACCUGUACGGUAAUGAACUGCAAAUAUUCCUCACCUAAGCGCAGUCAGUUGAAGUCUCACCUGCGAUCACAUUACGGCAUACGGUCCAACAUCUGCGAAAUCUGCAGCAAGAGCUUCAUAGAACGCAGCCAUCUCCUGCGCCACCAGAAACUCCACACAAACGAGCGAAUAAACUGUGAGCAGUGCGACUAUUCAACAACCAGAAAAGAUAAGCUGAAGGAACACAUGAGGAAACAUCACAGUGGGGAAGGGGCAUCCCCGCCUAAAGCUAAGAAGGGCAAGUCCGGUACCAUGUCUAAAAAUAAAAACAUGAAAAAGGUCCAGCCAAAUCUGACUGCUUUAGCGAUCAGCUCGUCAGUUACUGUGGAUACUAGCGCUCCAAUCACUGUAAAGUGGGACCAUGCAGGAUAUUCCGUAUCACAUGAUUAUACGGACCAAUCAACUCACGGGGACGGGUUACUGCCGGAGGACGCCGCAUUUGGGGUGCUUCGUGACUCAUUGUCGAACAACGAACCAAUACAGCCUUUGUUGAGGAUCGAUCAGAUAAAUACUCAUAUGAAUAUAUCCAAGACUUCCCUCGACUCUGGGGUUAUUGUUAGUCAGAAUGGCAUACUGACGGGAAGUAUGGACGGAACAAUAAUGAAUUCUUCUAUGCCAGUUCUGAACAUUUUGACGAAUGUGGAUCCUAUGUCGGUCAGUCAGGCUGUCCACUCCAGAAUGGACACAGCUGACCAUGCGCAUGCUUACUCAAUAAUCAAUUCCACUGCCCCUGUGAAUAUGCAGCAACAGGAGUUUACAGGGCUCAAUGCAUUUAUGCCUUUUAUUUAACCCUUUGCAUGCUAGGAAAUUUUUCAUCUGCUAAAAUGUUGUCUGCUGAAUUUCUAAAAUUAGUAUUUUCUUGGAUUUUUUUCAAAGAAUACUAUCAGAAUAUCAAACAGUUUGGAUCCUGAUGAGACGCCACGUUCUGUGGCGUCUCAUCUGGAUCCAAACUGUUUGCAAAGGCCUUCAAAAUUCGGUUCCUGCACUGAAAGGGCUAAACUAGGAGUUCUACCAUUACAAUAUUGAGGAAUUGUGGAAAUAGAAUAUCAAAUGACAUAAUUAUUUAAUAUCAUGAGACUGAAACAUUGUAUAAUAUUAAUUUCAUAUCAUGUCAACAGAAUUAUUGUGAUAAGUUUAAAAUAAAUGUCUUUAGUUUAUAUUGUGUAUAUUCUAUUAUUGUAUGACAUAACUUAAAAUUAAUGUAAAUUAUGAAUUUUUCCCUUAAUGAAUUGAUAUACACGUAAACAAUAUUAUUUUAUGUUAAAUAUUAAAGAUAUUGUUUUUUUUGCCCUUCAUUUUUAUUUUGUUUUAGUUGUUAAAGCUUCUGCAAAUUAAAUAUAUAGGCAUCAGAUGUUUUUUUAGCACACCUGAGCACAAUGUGCUCAUGGCGAGCUUUUGUGAUCACCUUUUGUCGGUAGUCCAUUGUGCGACGUCAACAUUUGCCUUGUUAACACAAUAUAUUGUUCAAUCCUCCUGAAAUUUGUUCAGAAGAUAUGUGUCAAUGAUAUCAUGGACAUGUUUGAAAAUGGUUCUGGUUGGCCAAAAAACAUGGCCGUCAGCUUGCAGGGCAUUUUUCCUUAUAUGGCUUAUUAUGCUAUAGAAAAACCUUGUUAACACUCUAGUGGCCACAUUUAUUGUCCGAUCAUCAUGAAACUUGGUCAGAAGAAUUGUCCCAAUGAUAUCGUGGACGAGUUCGAAAAUGGUUGGGGUUGCUUGAAAAACUUCGCUGCCAGGGGGCGGGGCAUUUUUCCUUAUAUUUCUAUAAAUCGCUUAAGUUAAACCUUGUUAACACUACUCUAGAGUCCACAUUUGUUGUCUGAUAAUAUGAAGCAUGGUCAGAAGAUUUGUCCCAAUGAUAUCUUGGACGAGUUAAAAAAUGGUACUGGUUGGUUGAAAAACAUGGCCGCCAGGGGGUGGGGAAUUUUUCCUCUAAAAGUACACUCUUAAAGUACAUUUAAUGUCCAAUCAUCAUGAAACAUGGUAAGCACAUUUGUUUUAAUGAUAUCUGGAAUGAGUUCGAAAAUAGAUCCGGUCUGUUGAAAAACAUGGCCGCCAGGGGACGGGGAAAGAUAUCCUUAUAUGGCUAUUGUAAAACCUUGUUAGCCCUCUAAAAGUUACAUUUAUAGUUUAGUCUGUAUGAAACUUGGUGAGAACAUUUGUUCUAAUGAUAUCUUGGGCUGCACAGAACAGGUAAAUUCCUUUGUAUCUCAGGUGAGCGACUUUGGGACUUUCAGGCCCUCUUGUUUUUUAAAUGUAACAUUUUUUUUUAUGUUCUUUUUUCAAACAAUGGAAUAAUUAAAUUGUCUAAUUAAUUUUAAUAAAAGUAAGUAUUUUGUCUUAUGAGAUAGGUAAUUGAUUUAUAGAAUAAUUAGCAAUUAAGUAAACAAAGCUAUGUAUUUUUUAUGCAUCUGGUACAUAUGUAUUUAAGUCAAUCUUAUACCAACAGUUGACUUAAUUAUAUCCAAUUCACACGUUAUGAAUAAAAAAUUGAACUAUUUAUAGCAUGUCUUUUUAAUAAAUUGUAUUAAUAAAAAAUAGACAGCAUUAUAACAAUCUUUAUGAAUUUUAAGUGUUAAGGAUAAGUAGGCAUAUUAAAGUUUAAAGGUACAAAACAUGUCUUUAUCCCCACGCUUUUUGAAAAAAAGGUGGGGAUAUUGUGGUUAUCUCCGCCGUCCGUCCGUCCGUCCGUCUGUCCGUCCGUCCGUCCUGGCCACUAUCUCCUCCUACACUAAAAGCACUAGAACCUUGAAACUUACACACAUGGUAGCUAUGAGCAUAUGUGCGACCCUGCACUAUUUGGAAUUUUGAUCUGACCCCUGGGUCAAAAGUUAUAGCAGUUGGGGUGGGGCCGCGUCAGAAAUUAUCACUCAUUUUUUUAGGUUAUUUUACAUUUACUUCUUUAUUUCUACACCGAUUCACUUCAAAUUGAUACUGGACCUCUCUUAUCAUGUAUAUCAUGGAGCUGCACAUUUUGAGUGGUGAAAGGUCAAGGUCAAGGUCAUCCUUCAAGGUCAAAGGUAUUUUUAUUUUAUUUUUUAUAGUAAAAAUUGCCUUUUACUAUAAUUUCUUUAUUUCUACACCGAUUCACUUCAAAUUGAUACUGAACCUCUCUUAUGACAAUACGGUCAAUCUCAACUAUGCAUGGCCCCAUAACCAACCCUGGGACCCCGCCCACAUAGACCACACCCGCCCAAAAUUGCCUUUUACUAUAAUUUCUUCAUUUCUACACAGAUUCACUUCAAAUUGAUACUGAACUUCUCUUAUGACAAUACGGUCAAUCUCAACUAUGCAUGGCACAAUUACCAACCCUGGGGCGCCCUACCCACAUAUGUCACACCCACCCAAAAUUGCCUUUUACUAUAACUUCUUCAUUUCUACACCAAUUCACUUCUAAUUGAUGAUGAACUUCUGUUAUGACAAUACGGUCAAUCUCAGCUAUGCAUGGCCCCAUUACCAACCCUGGGGCACACCUAGGUCAAACAUUCGGCGUGGGGAUACGCGUCGGCCUCUGCCGCGCCAUUUCUAGUUUUCAAUUUGAUUAAAACAUUAGUACAAAAAACAUUAAGAUAAUAAAUCAAUUAAAUAUAUGUUAUGUUAAUGUUCAUUUAAUUGAUGAUGCUUAUGUUCAAUCAAGAUUUCAUUCAGUGUAAUUGUUGACAGAGGUUGACUCUGCAACUUGUGAUGCACUUUUGUUAUGAAAUUUAAUAA
Dreissena polymorpha is the source of this 6047-nucleotide messenger RNA. Its product is annotated as zinc finger protein 761-like. NCBI's taxonomy places the organism in Eukaryota, Metazoa, Mollusca, Bivalvia, Myida, Dreissenidae. The record is from RefSeq and is a predicted model, not a curated record. Gene Ontology annotation, cellular component: nucleus. The coding region runs from base 78 to 3128 and encodes 1016 amino acids. Gene Ontology annotation, molecular function: RNA polymerase II cis-regulatory region sequence-specific DNA binding; protein binding; DNA-binding transcription factor activity, RNA polymerase II-specific. The transcript is spliced from 4 exons. Gene Ontology annotation, biological process: regulation of transcription by RNA polymerase II.